CCGUUUUCUUUUAAAGUUCGUUGGUCCGCGUGCCUUUCAGUUUAGAUCUAUUUAUUUUUCCUUAACUGGUUUGCUCUAGCUUCCGGUUUCUCAAGGCCCAUUCUCCCGCCAAUUUCACGCCGCAGCAUCGCGAUAUCGGAUCAUCACAAGUCGGGGCUGAUACAUGCAAACGACAAACCUCUUUGCUUGAGAAUAUUGCAUCCUUAUUUUGGAAGGACAUGUAUCACACCAUUGCUAUUGCCCUUGGGAUGAUCAGUUUAUUGCUGGCUUCAGUUUCAUUAGUCUCCGCUUUAGACGCGGCGAUCGUGAACACAACAAAUGGCCCAGUUCGUGGAGAAGUCAUCCCUUUGAAUACAAACAAAACAGUCAUUCAGUAUCUUGGAAUACCGUUUGCCCGGGCCAAGCGAUUUGAAGCCCCUGAAUCGCCAAAGCGAUGGGAAACAAUAAAAAACGCUACUUCGUACGGUGCUUCGUGUCCACAGCUGCCAAGCAUAUUGUUAAACAACUCAACAAAGAUCGAAGAGGAUUGUCUCUCAGUGAAUGUCUUUGUUCCCCGCAAUGAAGCACGAGGUGGUUCGCUGUUGCGAGUUAUGGUAUGGAUAUACGGAGGAGCAUUUCAGUGCGGUACUUCAGCGUAUAAAAUGUACUAUGGUGGGUAUUUGGCAACUGAGGGUGAAGUUUUAGUCGUAACUUUCAACUAUCGAAUCGGUGUGCUGGGGUUUUUGUCUACGGGAACAGAAGAUCUACCAGGAAAUUUUGGGCUUUUGGAUCAAGUAAAGGCGUUAGAAUGGGUUCAGGAGAACAUAGAAAAGUACGUAAACUAUUUAUUUUAUACAUAUAUUAAGCCUGGUUUAAUCAAGAAGGCACGGCACCUUCGUAUAGCCUAGGGAGGGGUAUGGGGGGCCAUUGAGAAAUCCCGGGGGUUUCUGUCGGGAAAUAAUAUUAUCUUAAGGGCUCUGAAAAGUGUACUUCAGGGCAUUUUGAGCGACAAUGGAAGAAUUUCAAUUUGAUUCUUGGCUUUGUAACUAUUUUAUUUAACUCUAAAAAUGUAAUGCUGUGCAAUGUUACCUCUGUUCCCUACCUUCCUAUCUUACAACAAGGCAAUGCUGAGCUAGGAAAACUUGUGAAUGUCGGAUUGGGAAAAUUAAAAUUGUUUCAGUCUCAAAAUAUUCAGGAAGAAAUGACAAAAAUAAACCAAAGUGUCCACGAUGGUAAAGUAGCUUCCAACUUCAUCAAUCACAUGCACCUCGGCUGCUUAUCUUGUGACGCUUCAUCAGCUCAAACUGUAACACCCCACACUCAGCCCAAACACACUUCUGUUGAAGUUUGCAAAAUACAUUGCUUCUGACAUUCUCACUCUUUUUAUCCCUGUUAAACCUCAUUUAUGUUUUCAUUUUUUGUUCAAAGUUAAAAUCCCCAGUACCCGUUUUCAAAUAUUGAUGGCAAAAUGAGCAGUUCUCUGUGGUGGCCUAGAGCUGCCAUAGGGAUGUUGUUAUAAUUUCAGCUUUUUCCUUUUAUAUGAAUGGUUUUCGUUAUCUCAUUUUGUUUAUUUUAUUUUAUUCUAUUCAUUUUGUUUUAUUUUCAUUUCAUUUCCAAAACAAUUCAAAAUGAGAAAUGAAAGGAAAUCAAAGCCUUCUGUGUUAAAUGAAAUUAAUCUCAAAGCGAUUAAGUCAAUUGAAAGUAAGUGAAAUUAAAACAAAUUGACAAAUUUAUCACUGCCAUAGACCAAGAUGCCUUGUGGGCUCAACCAAACAUGGCAGACUGAAGGAGAUCCUGGGGCAUGUUUAAGAGAUGGCGGUGGGAAGAAAAAUGAAAAAUGCAACAUUCUGGAGAGACAAGAAUUGGUAGUGCAGAAACUGCACGUGAGCUUAGAAGUAUCAAGGAAGGCCCAGAAGUAUACUAGAGUGGGGCCCCGCGAGUUUGUGCAGUACGAUGUGGAGGAACUCUCCAUUGAAGGGAUCAUUAAUGUACAAACCACCAUGCAGCAAGAUAUCUUUGCAAUUCAAUGCCAAAUUUAAUGGUAGUAACUCUCAUUAACAUUACCUAGCUCAGCAUUGACUUGUUGUAAGAAGGAAGGACUUGUUGGAAGGUAGGGAGGUCAAACUAAAAUAAUAAUAAAAAAUAUAAAUAAAUAAUGAAACUACAAACAUGCACCUUAAAGUUAUAUACUUUGAAAGUUAAUUAUUGUAUUUUAUGACAAAUUAAUCGCAGUGAGGAUAGGAAAUGCAAACUUGCAAUUUAGUUUUCCCAAUUCAAAUCUUUUUGUUAGAUUUGGAGGUGACCCAAAUAAUGUGACAAUAUUUGGCCAGUCAGCUGGAGCUUGUAGUGUUGGUCUUCAUAUGAUGUCUCCAAUGAGUGCAGGUCUUUACCACAAGGUUAUCCUUCAAAGUGGAACAGCAGCCUCAACUUUUGCUAGUAUGGACAACAAAACAGCAAUUGAGAGUGCAAAGUAAGUUAACACAUUGCAAGCUGCUUUAAAUUGUUUUAUUCUCACCUUUCUUUAAUUGACAAUUCUCCUACAAAACAAUGGAGGUAAAAAGUGUUAAGAAAUGGGUGUUUUUCCUCCCACAUGGCUCAUUAGAGACACAUAGAUGAUUAUGAAAUAUUCCGGACGAGACGAAACUUGGCAUGAAGAUAGUAAAAGAAAGUCCACAUGUAUUGAUGGUAGUUCUAUACUUUUGAUUGACAGUAUGACGUCAUAAGUGACGUUGAAACAUGGCGCUAAAAUUUGGAAUUAAUUAUUUGACGUAAAUAACUUUAUAAAUAAAAUCUGUGAAAAAAACGGAGCUUUCUGGUGAAAACCCCACUUAAAUCCGUUAAAUUGUUGCAAUGUUAGAGCUAAUUAAAGAAAUUCAAAUUUCCCGCCAAAUGUAUGGAAUUAACCAUAUAUGGUCAAACUUUAGGGGUAUUUAAACUCCAGCUUAUUAAAAGAAACAGUAAGGAAACUAAGCGAACCAUGCAUAAAAGCAAAUUUGUAGUUUUUUAAAUUUGGGACAUGGGGUGUCAGGUUGCAUGUUACGUCAUUUCAUACCAUGUUGACGUCAUAUUGACAUGAUGAUGACGUCACAAGUGAAAAUACCUAUAGAGUCCCAAAUUAAAAAAACUACAAAUUUUCUCCAUUGUGUUAUCCGCUAUUUUUCUUUUAACUUCCAUUUAUUGUCUUGAACUGGAAACCUCCCUAAAGUUUAACCAUAUAAGGUAAUAAAACAAUUAAAUUCUUUAAAUUCCUUCUUUUAUUGUCAGUCACAAAAUAGUUUGUAACUUUGUCCCGUUUUAAUGGAUUUUAACGGUGUUUUCACUGGAAAGCUUCACUCUCAUCACAGAACACCUCUAUGUGGUUUUUCUGAUGAUUUUCUUAAUUCUAAAUUUUGGCACCAAAUUUGGAAACUAUUUGAGAUGUCACAAUGUCAGUCAAGACUGUCAAACUGCCACCAAAAAAUGUAGAAUCUCUCAAGCAACAAUCCUGCCAAGUUUCAUGCCAUUUGGAAAAUUCUUCACGUCUCUGUGACCUUUGUGGGAGGAAAAACGCCUAUUUCUGACCAUUGUUUAGUAUUGCCCCAAGUCCAACAGGGCUCACAUCAGUGACCACCUCAGUUGGAGCGUUCUUGUCAUAAAAGGCUAUAAUUAAUUGAUGCACCUUAGCUAAAGUCUGCUUUAACCCUUAAAGUCCCAAUAGUGACUAACGUCAAUUUGCUCCUAACGAUAUCCAUAUAAUGUCAAGCGAUAUAGGUUACGAGAAUUAAUAAAAUGAUCACUUAAGGGAAAAUGCCCUGAUCUUUUAUCAAAUUCUCUCAACUCAUUCAUGAAGGAAAUGUAUGGAGAUCAGUUUGGAGAAUUUGUGUGUGGAUAUCAUUAUUUGGGGCUUAAAAAGGUAAUGCCUCAAAUGCUUCAUUUUCCUCUUUGCCCCACGGCUGCCACUUGGUGUCUGUUCUCUCAACUUUUGUAGUGUUCUUACGGUUGUUGCAAAUUUGGCAAGACCCUUGAGCUGAAACUGAUAAGUCCCAGGAAACUGUGCAACUCGGCAACACUGGUAGUGAGUCUGUUUCAUGAACUGUGUUCUGACCUUUUCCUCUGUUGAUCCCACACCAUGCUGACUUAAAAGCAUUCUUAUGAAAACAAUUAUUUGAUUGAUCAUUCCAAUCUUGGACUUGUCCUUGUUAAGGGUCAGGUUUCUUUCCUGUAAUCGCUCUAGCAAUGUCACCUGGUUUCUGUCAUGCUCCUCAACAAUGUCAUCAGCUUUGUUGGUGGCACCAGGGCAAUCAGCAAUUGCAUGUCUAAUGAUGAUCUGAUACUGUUCAGGAGCAUUCAUGUUCAUUGUGAUAUCCCUUGACCCCUCCUCAAGCUCAAUUUGAAUUGCUUCGUUCGCAUGCAUCAUGUCGAGACAUAUUACGCACAUCAUCCUUGUUUGGCUUAGGAGCUAUCACAGCUGGCCUGACCCGGUUGAUGGGCCUAAAAACUUUCUUGUUGAUGUCAAGGUUAAGAAGCUCAUCAAUCUUUCUCUGGACUUUAUCUUUUUCAAAGGGUAAGGGAUCCACCUCGGUUUCUGUGCUUUUGUUGUAACUUCACGAUUGAUGUGCAACGUUAAGCUGGUACCUGCGGACAACUUGCCAACCCCAGAGAACACCUUUGAGAAAUACCCCACAAUACCGUAAAUAUCACUGUCUUUGAAAUAUAUGGUCGUCAUGUUCACCGGUUCUGGUCCAACCUCAGGCACUUGUAGCCUUUUAGCAGCUGGGCUACCAAGCAAAUACGGCCCUUCUCCUUAUAUUUAUACAAAAACAGUUUCCACUACUUUUUUCUCUUGCCACUCAAUUGUAGCUUCAAAUUUACCAACCACUGCUAAACACCCAUUGCCACAGAGUUGAUGACAUGAAGAUUCCUGUCUUCUGGUAUUAAAUUUGCUCUAAGGCCACUCCUCACUAGGUUGUGAAACUGUUCCUUACCAAGCUCCUCAAGCCAUUAAUCUUUGCUGCAAUAUUGUUAUCUUCACUCGCCCUUUCCUCAUUGUAGUUAGUUGGCAAGGCAAGUGGUUCCAGCUCUUCACUGUCGUAGUCCACUUGAUUAACUUGUUGGCCCCUUUUUUUAAAAUUACGUCUGCUGGUAGCACCACAUUCAUGAUUGUCAAUCAUCACUCCCACUUGCUCUUCCAUCACUUACACAAUUUCCCUUUUCCAUCUGCCUCAUUGCUGCAACACGCUGCCCAGUGCUGUCCAGUGCCCUCUCUUGCCACACUUAGCACACAACUUUCCUUUCGCAGGACACACCUUGUCACAUGCAAUUGCCCAGAUCUACCACACCCAUAUAGCACUUCUGCAUGCCUUGCCCACUUGGCUUUUCUUGGUCUGCUUUGUGCUGCACCAAAUUCACUCUGCUCUUUUCCUCUCCUCCUGCAAUUAUUUUGCUUGUCUGACGGCAUGCUUUUUUCCACGCUCUGGCUGUAGUCAAGGCUGCUGCAAGCUGUAUGCUAGGAACCUCAACUAGCUUGGUCCGUAACUCUUGGGAUGAUACUUUCUCCACCAGCUGGUCUCUUACUGUAAAUUUGACGUCUUCAACUCCAUUUUAAGUCACAGUGUCUUGCUUGUUUCCUUAGUCGAAGCAGGAACGAGUCCACAUCUUUUCUGGGAUCUUGACCUAGUUGGCGAAGAAUGGCUUUUGUAUGCAGCAUUUUCUUGCACGUGAAAGUAUGCAUUCAGAGCACAAAUGGUUUAUUGAUAAACAUCAUCAGCUUGAUCUUCUAGGGGAACAAUAUUGUAAGAUUCUCAAAAAUAUCCUGCACUCCAGAACUGGCCCGAUAAAGUAAUUUGCUUCUCGUUCUCACAGGAUUUUGUAGGUGUAGGCUCUAGUAUGUGAUUCCUUGCAGCCAAACACGCCAUUGCUCACUCAAUUCCGAUUUUGAUCCUGAAAUAUCCAGCGGUCCGAUAUUCCUUCCCGCCAUGUCGCCGGGAAAUCUUGUUAACUUGAUCCUUGUAGCUAAUGUAAAUGUCUCAAUGCCAGAUCAGUCCUUGAUGGGGGUGGAUUAUACACUCAGGGAACAACACUCAUUUCUGUCGGCCAUAUUGUAUAAUUUGUCACACUCACCCACAAUGCAUUAUGAGAAUGGGUUACACAGGCAACCCAAUAUACAAUCACUACUGGUUAAUAGAGAUUUUAUGUUAAUAUUUCAGUCUCUGUUAUGUACAAAUUCUAAUCCAUGACUGUUGUCCUGCCAACAGAGCAAUUGCAAACCUUCUUGGGUGCAGUAUGGAUGGAUUAAAGAGCUGUUUGGAAAAAAAGAAUAUAAGUGAGAUACUUGAAGCCCAGAAAAAUUUAACAAAUAGUAUAACCAGUGGCCGACCAUUCCUGCCUGUUGUUGAUCAUAAAUUUCUUUAUGGUGAGUUUGAUAAUGUCAUAAAUUGUUUUUAAUCAUUGAUUUUAUUUUGGAUUUGAAGUCAAGCAUGCUCAAUAAAGAUAAUUAUUACAUUGUAAAUGGCUACAACAGUACGCGCACUGAUUUGCUGUUUUCUUGUGAUGACCAGGUAUUACUAGCUGGGUGUUCAAGCUUGGACAUCAAGCUAUCUAGGCAUACAGCUGUUUUGAGAAAGGUUGUCGGAAGAAAUCUGCACACGACAAUCCCGAAAGGUAAUAUGGGAUAUGAUCAAUACACUGUUCGUAACGACUGAAGCUGUCGAACCUACUUUUGUUGCUUUCCUUUAGUACUCGCAAACAUAUGUCCAUGGCCUCCCAUAGCAUUCUUUCAAAUUUCUUUGAAGAACAGUGCCCUCAAAACCACCCACAAUGCCUUUUGGGAUUGUCGCGUGCACUUUUUGUGACAACCUAAAUGUUCUCGAAAUAGCUAUAAUAAUUAUACGAUCUUUGUUAAAUUUGAUAGUGGACAUCCCAAUAUGGCAUUGAGGUGAUGUGUUUUUAAAGUUAUCCGCUGGCCAGUUGUUGGUCAAUCGCGAAAAGGCCAAAAGAUAAAUAACUUAUUAACCUCAUCUGUUCGGUCAUUACAGGGAAAUCUCAGGCCUUGGCCUUGAUGUACAUGUAUUGAACGAGCGAUAGCGAGUCCUCUAGUAAAAAGUCUAAGUCUAGUAAAAAUUCAUGAGGGGUGCUCCACGGGGGUAGUCCAUGGACCGGGUGGGUGUCCAUGUUUUGUAUACGUUCAUGUAUUAGUAUGAUAUUAUCACAUCUUAUUUCAUAAUAAUGAGGAUUACUGAAUGUCUUUUGAGAAGAUACAGCAACAGCAAUAAAUUUCCAGGCAUGUUUAUAAAAGGUCUAAAAUUUUAUUGUAUGAACAUGCCUGCUGACUUAUAAUAUUGUUUCUGUAUUUAUUUUGCUCUAACGAUUAAAUCUGCAGAUCUUCCUUUCAAUCUUCUAGUCAAUGGAGAGUUUAAUCAGACAGUUCCAGCUAUGAUUGGUGUCACUCAGAAUGAAGGAGGAUUUUUUGUUCUUCCCAUAAAAGGUUAUAAAGUAAACAUCUUAAAUGCUUAAUUCAGGGCUUGCCUACCCAGACAUCAGGCAAAUAACUUUUAACACUCACUUGUCAGAUAGACAAAGCAAGCAAGUCAUCUUCUACAUGAAACUAGAUCAUAAACUGACUCAAGGAUGCUGUGGCCCCGGAAUAAGCAAAAUUUGAGCACAGAUUGCGAGGACAAACUGAAAUGUAACUGUUCUUUCAAGCCAUAUACAUUCAGUUUCAAUUAUGUGACUAAAUUCGCCCUUUAAACGAUUGUAAUACCUGCAGUACAGCUGUGUACUUCAUUGCCAGAGCAUGACAGUAGAAACCUUAAGGUGCAAGCAUGGUGACAGCAGGGAAAAAUGUCGCUUAAAAAGUAAAUUAGUUUGCAGUUAUUCAUCACGAUUCCCAACUUGCGUACUUCGUUAAAUAUAAGCAAACUCUCCUGGAGUUGAAUUUCCAAGAGCAUUAUCCAAGUUGAGAAAGAAAAUUGCUUGUUUACAUAAUCCAUAAAACAUGAAAUUAGGUAUUGUCACAUCGAAGUCAUGGAAAAAACUAUAAAGAAAUGUACAAAACUGCGUGCUGCACGUGCAAAGUUGUUCUUUUGGCGUUUUCGUUGCCCUAGUCGACAUUAGAUCGGUCCCUGAUGACUGGUUUCUCUUUGUCUCUUUCUUGUCUAUCAUACUUAUUUUGAACAUUCCUUAUUGUAGGCAGAUAUUAUUAUUAGUAGUAGUAGUAGUAGUAGCAGUAGCAGUAGCAGCAGCAGCAGUAGCAGUAGCAGUAGCAGCAGCAGUAGCAGCAGUAGCAGUAGCAGUAGUAGUAGUACUUUUAUAAUUUUCAAAUGAUAUGCUGUAAGUUCGUACUUCACUGUUAGUUGCAUUUGUUUAUUGUUAUUAGGAUUAUCCCCUGGAGUCCCUGGUAUUGAUAAAGGACUCAAUAAAACAUAUUUUGACAAGCUUGUAAAGGAUGGCCACUGGGUCGGAAACCAAACUCAGAAAGUCGUGGAUGCUGUGAUAUUUCAAUACACAGACUGGACAAACCAGACGAACCAGUUAGUGGUACGACAAAAAUAUAUGGAUGUCAUUACAGAUGCAAUUUUUAAGGCUCCAGCUGCUCGCUCUGCACAGGUGUUUGUGAAAAACAAGAUCAAGACUUUCUUCUACUGCUUCAAUCACUUUGGCAGAGCUGGUUUUCCAGAAUGGGCUGGAGUUUUCCAUGGUGCUGAUCUUCCUUACGUGUUUGGAGCUUUUUACAAGGGAUAUAAUGAAAGUCUUUUGCCCACUGAACAGAAUAAGGAAAUACUGUUCUCAAAGCAGGUUAUUACCCUGUGGAGCAACUUUGCUAAGAAUGGGUAAGUGUGAGAAAUUAAUUCACGCACACGUGCUACUGAAUAAUUGGAAUCCUUAAAUCUCUUGUAAGGCCAUGUAAACCUGGUUUCCUCCCGUAAAAUGAUAUCAUAGCAUAUUUCUAGCAACUUUUACUAAAACUGAAUUGCCUUCUCCAAUACUUUAAAUACUGGCUAUGACCGUUUUUCUCCUUUACUGACUCUUUACCUCUACUUUUUAUCCAACUUGUAUUUGUCAGAUUUUUAACGGUUUUAACUUGUAUCAUUCAAUUUAGUGGAAGCUUGUGUGGCCGAGUGGUCAACACCUCGAACUCAGGAACUUGAGGUCCGGGGCUCAGGCCUCGCCUGUUGCGUUGUUUCCUUAGAUAAGGAACUUUACUCCACUUUGUCCCUCCACACCCAGGUGUAUAAAAGAGUACCGGCGACAUUCUGCUGGCGGUAACCCUGUGAUGGACUAGCAUCCCGUCUAUGAGGGAGUAGCAAUACUCCUAGACAUGCUUCAUGCGAAGGAAACUAGGAUAAAGUCCGGCCAUUUGGGUCUUUGGCUCGUGUGCGCCUUUAUCAUUUUUUUAACAUUCAAUUUUUAGAAAACCAACUGCAGAAAAUGUCUCCUGGCCAGAGUACACCCUUGGGGAAAAACAGUACGUAUCACUGAAGCCUUCAUCUUCCGUUCAAAGGAACAUGCUUCCCGAAAAGAUGGCCUUUUGGAACAAACUUGUUCCUUCUUUGGCAGAACUUGUUCCUACUAUGAUUCCAGUUAAUCGACCUACGACUGCAGCACCCUUAGCGCCAACGGGACAAAAGGAAGCCAUUACUGACAAAGGUUGGAUAUUCACUUUUGAAGUUAAUGAAUCGAGAAGGGUCAUUACUGGGGAAAGAUCUCGGGCUCAAGAAAGAACGUAG
This is a messenger RNA of Porites evermanni, 9683 nucleotides long. The record is from the annotation of a GenBank genome assembly. NCBI's taxonomy places the organism in Eukaryota, Metazoa, Cnidaria, Anthozoa, Scleractinia, Poritidae.